Rodentolepis nana is the source of this 4329-nucleotide messenger RNA. The record is from the annotation of a GenBank genome assembly. NCBI's taxonomy places the organism in Eukaryota, Metazoa, Platyhelminthes, Cestoda, Cyclophyllidea, Hymenolepididae.
AUGUUUUACCAACUCCUUUUUAUCAUUCUGCUCUCUCUGCACCAUGCUAUCAUUUCCCAAGCAAUUGAGUACUAUCUUGCCCUCGAUUCCAAGAGCUCUGAUGUGGUGGCCGAUAUAAAUUCGACAUUUGUCGAUUUGAUCUGCCCGCCUACUCACCCUAUAUGGUUCGUACCUCGCACAUCAGUGGACCCUAAACAUACAACCGGUAAUCGAUUAAGAAUUGAUCUGGAUAAAAUUGAGAAAAGGCCACUUCAACGAGGAUAUUACACUUGCUGCCCUCGAAAAAGAGCUCGCUUUCCCGACAUUGCCAUCCAGCGUGUCCAAACCCCCUCUUGUUGUCCCUGCUGUUCUUGGCCAGAGGAUGAAUAUUGUUCUCAUAAUUUGUGGAAUACGUCUACUUUAUCAACUGCUCCAUCCUGUCUGCAAGUUUUCCUUUAUACUAGUAUGAGUUCUUGUCCAGAAACAACCCUAAAUCUUCCCUGGAAGUCGAAAGUGUUAGUACCUUGUCCUGCUCCCCUUCCAGAUUCCCAUUUGCGGAUUUACAGUCAGUUAGGAUCAAUUAAAAGGUCUAGGGAUUUAUGGUUCAAUUCUGCGAAUUCCUCCGAUUCUGUGGACUUCUCUAAGAUGGGCAUGAGUCAUUUUGAUCCCAAAAUUGGUGUUUGUACCACUAAUCAGACUGUUUUACAGAGGCAUACACAUCUUAUAUGUUUUUAUCCUAAAUCAAAGUGUGUGGUAAAGCUACGGGGACCUCUCGCUCCUCCCACUAUUUUACCGACUGUGACAUGUCGAAUUCUUCCUAUCAAACAAAACUUCUCGAUGCAUACCUCAAUCAUUCCCCGGUUUAGGGUCUUUGAAAAGCAAAAUCUGACUAUAUCCUGCACGGCUUCUUACUUUAAUGUGUUUGUAGCCAAUAAAUUACCUACAUUAUGCUACCGUUGGCGAGUUAGUACUGAGUCUACUCAGUCACCAGUUUCUUCUUGGUCUCGGCAUAACUGCUUCAUAACAAAGAAAAUUGGUGAAAACGUAGCCUAUGCUACCGAUAUUCUAAAUCUCACCACUAAACAUGUUUCCAUGAGAGUUGAUGUGGAAAUCAGUGAGUGGAACAGAGCGAUGGAAGAUCAAAACUUUUCAAUUCGUUUUUUGGUUUCACCAUCAACCAAGUUUAAUGAGAUGACUGUGAACAUUUUGUAUCCUGAUGAUCGUUCCACUUACAACAUACUUAAAAAUAAUGCCACCGGGAACCAAACGGUGCUGCUAUUGGAUAAGUCUCUGAAACAUUUAAAGAUUGGUUUUUAUGCCUUAAAUGAAAUCACUGCUGAGACAUUCUGCUCAUCUCCUAGCCUUGGAAAAGAACACAUUAGGUUUAACCGAGCUGUCGACAGAUGGGUAUGUAAUGUCACAUUGCCUGCACACAAAUUUGAACUCAUAUUGCACCAAGGCAAUUUAGAGACAUUUGUUACUGUCUAUCCAUCGCCUAAUUCUCUUCUACCCCGAUCAACAAUUUUGGGUUUGCGUGGAUCUGUCGAUGCUCCAAUUAAUGUCUCCUGUCCUGCAAUCGAGAACCAUUUGCCAUCCUUAUUUAACACCACAGUGGAUCGAAUUCACUGGUUCGUCUAUAGGGGAGACGAAUUAUCUGAACAGACUUAUACAAAUGAGUCCAAUUUAUUGAUUCCUCCACUUAUCAACUCGACUGUUCAAGUGGAACCGAUAUUGGAGUGGUCACUCCCUUCAAAAUCUUCUAUUAAACAAUUUCUUCUCAAGUUAUCUUCCCUCAGUUUACCCCCAGUUAGAGUAUUCUCCCGGCAACUGUGUGUUGUAUGCCAAACGUUUUUUACCGUCGGAGGUAGUACAACUAGUAACAAGGAAUGCAUAACUCUGGAAGCGAAGAAGGAGCCCACAGAGUACAACCUUUCAAUAUUUGAAGCGGGGUCACUUCGAUUUUUGCCCACAUUUGCACCUAUUCAGGUAUCGAGGGUCUCAAACCCAAGUUUCCGUAUCACUACGGCAUAUCCUGUUAGUAGACUGGUGAGAAAUGGAUCUCUUUCUUAUCUUAGUGUGUACGAGGGCUCUGAUAUUGAACUUCGAUGCAGUGUAAGUAGAAUCAAUGAAUCAACUCUUUGGCCGAUAAUUUCCUUCCGAGAUGUUUAUGGUAAUGACAGUCUUCCAAAUGGAACACUUCAGCUAUAUGCGCUAGCCUUCACCCUUGAAAGCCGACUUAGAAUGAACACUUCCGUUGUCCAAUCAUCCGGAGCAUACGUUUGUGGCUCAUAUAAGGAAGAUGCAGUUCCACUUAUUGUUGAUGUCGUUUCCUCAAAAGUUCCUGAAAUUGUUGAACCGAAUCAACCAGUUCGCUACUUUACUGCUAAUGAGAUCGUCAGACUCACCUGUAGAGCAAUUGGUGGACCAGGCCCGAUAAUCAAGUGGCGUUUAGUUAAUGGCACUCAGAAGGAUAAUAAUAUACUACUUAAGUGGUGUUAUGAGUCGCAUUCAAAGGAAGAGAAUAGCUGUAGUUUGUUAUAUAUCCCUCCUCCGCAGACUGAAAAUGUUACCAUUAUAUGUGAGGCCCUGAACUACAUAGGAAUUGAUACGUUUUCUCUCAGUUUGAUUCGAAUAAGUACUGCUAAUGAACUUACUGGUAAUGCGCUCUUUUCGCGUUUGUGGAAGAACUACAUGUUUUGGAUCAUUGUUCCUCUCGUUAUGGUCAUUUGUUUCUUAGUGUGCUUGGGUACAUGCCUCUGGCGUAAGGGCAAGCAGGUGAUGAAAGCGGAAAAACUCAUCAAAAUGGACAAUCUUAUUUAUGGAUACCCUAACAAGAUGGCUAAUAAUUUUGCUCCCUUCUAUCAAGAAGAACUAUUUAGCUUAAUGCCAACGGAAGAACUGAGAGAUCGAUGGUGCAUUGACCGUCACGACCUGAGACCGUUUUCUCAACCUCUCGGUAAUGGCCACUAUGGUACCGUUCAGAAAGGCAUUUACAAUGGAUCUGGUGAUAAGGAUAAAAAACGCACAAAUGCCUUUUUUGUUGCUCUCAAAUCACCCUCUUCCGAAAUGGCUAGCUUAUCCUGCUUCCGAAAUGAAAUAAUUCACCUUAUGAAACUCUCAGAUGGACCUAAUAUUGUCAAAAUGAUUGGUUGCGCUUUCGGUGAGAGGGGCGAUCUAAGUGACACUCUACUAGUUCUAGAAUUUUGUCCAAAUUCAAGUCUCAGCAACUUCAUACGAAGGAUGCUCUAUCCACGGGGGUGCUAUGACAAUCGGCCAAUGUUUGUCCGAAACACGGAGGGCGGAAUAAGUACAGCAAGUACUCAAAUCUCCACCACACCAAGUCCCACUAGUGAUGGAUCUGUGUCGAAAUUUUUUUGGGAAGCAUGCAAUUCUCCGGCUCGAAUUAUCCUUAAUGACUACGAAGAAAGAUCCACGAGCGAGCCAAAGUCAAGGAGCAGCAAACGUAGACGACAACGUGGAGGGCGACGCAAUACAGCUCUUGUUUAUCAACGUCUCACACGAAAUUCUUCAUCCAUAUUCCUCCAAAUAGCUGUGGGUAUAUCUCGGGGUCUUGAAUAUCUGGCUCAAAAUAGCGUCAUUCAUCGUGAUCUGGCGACGAGAAACAUCCUUUUAGACUCCCGAUUCGAACCUAAAAUAUGCGAUUUUGGUUUGGCAGUAACAGUUGACACCCAACAAGAUUGUUCCAAUGGUCCCUGCCACCCAUCAAAUGCAUGCUAUCAUAUUAUCACCUUCAGUAAGCAGCUUCCUUUCCGAAUUCUUCCUCCAGAAGCCUUGUCAAAGCAACUUUUCUAUCUGUCAUCGGACAUUUGGGAAUUCGGGCUUCUACUUUGGCAGAUGUUUUUUUUCGAAACAAAAAAGCCUUUUGAAAAUGUCCAAAAUUCUGACGCUUUGUUGCGUCUGCUUUCUUCUAAUCGCGGUCAAGCUAAUGAUUUCCUGAAUUACGUCACUCCUGAAGGCCGUGAAGGUGAAAACCAAUCUCCUCUAACCAUUGACCGUCCCCCGGCUAUUCCUGAUAGCCUGUGGAGUGUGAUUUGUGAUUGUCUUAAAUUCCAGGCUUCUGACCGACCCAGUGCAUCGGAGAUUCGUCAACGUUUGGAUGACUGCUAUUCAUCCUACGAAGAAAUCAGCGAAGCGUUUACCGUUCCUGACCAGAACGGCAAUUACCACCGACUUUGCCGAAGGGUUCCAAGCCAAGUGAAUGUAUUCGAGAGCGAUCUACUUCAUGAUGCCUUCGAUGAUCCCAUUCCACAAUUAGUUACCUACGAAAACAUCGAGCAUGCUCGAAACAGUUAUGGCUGCUUAGAGAGCUUUCCAUCGUCCUCCAUAUGA